AGAUUUUAGAUCAACCCAAUUGGCCUCCCUCCGGAAUGUCCUAUCUAGAGUCCAUGUCCAAUAAUGAAGCUUUUCAUCUUCUGAAAUAGGAAUGCACAGUCCGGUUCUAGUACUACCUAUAUCUUUGAUGAGAGAGAUAACACUCUGUGCACCCGCUUCAAUCUUAAAAUCGAGGAACCAGCUUCAAUAAUCAAUUCCGUCGCAUGUGAUACUGCUAUUUGCUCUGCCUCUUCACUGGAGCUUGCUUGGAUGAGAAAGGUCGUAGCAGAAAUCAGUUCACCCUUCUUGCCUCUCAAUGUAGCACCACCCGAUGCUUUGUGAGGUCUUUUACAAUCCUCUCUGCAUUUUUUAAGAAGCGUAAAACCAGACCAGAUGAGUAGCGGCACCUCAUUUCUUCCGAUAGAAAUCAUCUCCAACGUUCUCAAGCGACUUCCGGUGAAAUCCCUAAUCCGAUUCCAAAGUGUGUGCUCUCAUUGGAAGGAUCUCAUCAAGAGCCCAUCUUUCAUUGCCAGCCACCUCGAUCGCUCCAACGGAGAAAAUCCCUCUCUUAUUUUCAGACGGAGCCCGUUCUCCGAUACCUCGACUCUAUAUUAUCUCGACCGCGACAUACAACUCUGCCAAGUUCAGAACAAUCCUUUUAUCUAUUCGUUCAAAUCCCUCAAGAUCGUCGGCUCCUGCAAUGGCUUGCUCUGUAUUCGAAUCGAGGAGCCUGGUACUUUACUGUCUCUUUACUUGUGGAAUCCUGCGACUAGAGAGGUUAUACAGUUGCCUAGAAGCAGAACAAGCAUGAAUGUAUGUUAUAUUUGUAGUUUGGGCUUUGCAUUCAUUCCAACUCUGAACGAUUACAAAAUUGGAAUACCCUAUGUGAUGCGGGGUGAUGUGGUGGAAACUGGAUUUGAAGUUUAUUCACUAUCCACGCGUUCAUGGAAAAAAAUAGAAAUGGCUAUCUUAAAGGGCAUACACUUUGUCAGUGGUUACAUUCAUACUAAUGGGUCUAUGUUUUGGUUGGCAACAAAGAGAGGUUUGGCAUCUCAUGGGGGAGAGAAUACUAAUGUCAUAAUUUCCUUGUGUUUAGCAAUGGACGAGGUCAGAUUGAUACCACCGCCUCCUUUAUCCAGGAGCGAAGUUGCUAAGCUGACCGUGUAUGAGAACAGGCUUGCCGUAUUUCAUUAUUCAACUGCUUUUGACACAGGAAAUACUUCGAUCGAUUUGUGGGUCAUUGAGGAAGGCAUUGGUGGUUUUUGGAGUAAGAUAUUGACAUGUGGCCCUUAUCCACACUUUGCAAUACCGUUGACCAUUUGGAGGAACCAAAUUGUCUGCGAUGUUUUUCCUAGAUAUUCAGUAGAGGGGAACUAUGAGAUUGAUGCUACUGGUAGUUUUUUGUUUGAUCCCACUUCUAAUGGAGUCAAGGUCCUUUUUUCGGGCAGAUAUGGCAUUCUUCGUGAUGUUUAUAGAUAUGUCGAAAGCCUUGUACCCAUCAGCAACAUUCACACUGCAAAGCAUUGAUUUUAAAGCGUAAUUAUUAUUGAAUUAUUAUUAUUAUACAUUGCAGAUUUACUGAUUGUACUGGCUCCGUAGACGAUGAUUAUUUAAUUGUUUGUUCGUAGUUGUAGAACAUUCAAAAC
Cuscuta europaea is the source of this 1625-nucleotide messenger RNA. NCBI's taxonomy places the organism in Eukaryota, Viridiplantae, Streptophyta, Magnoliopsida, Solanales, Convolvulaceae. The record is from the annotation of a GenBank genome assembly.